Messenger RNA from Monoraphidium neglectum, 462 nucleotides. Its product is annotated as ATP-binding cassette sub-family B member 6. NCBI's taxonomy places the organism in Eukaryota, Viridiplantae, Chlorophyta, Chlorophyceae, Sphaeropleales, Selenastraceae. The transcript has 5 exons. Gene Ontology annotation, cellular component: membrane. The record is from RefSeq and is a predicted model, not a curated record. The annotation marks the transcript as partial. Gene Ontology annotation, biological process: transmembrane transport. Gene Ontology annotation, molecular function: ATP hydrolysis activity; ATP binding; ATPase-coupled transmembrane transporter activity.
AUGGAGAACCUGCUGCAGCUCCUGGACACCAAGGGGCGCGUGAGCGACGCGACGGGCGCCAAGGCCCUGGCCCUGAAGGGGGGUGAAGUCAGCUUCUCGGGAGUGAGCUUUGGCUACGAGCCCAGCAGGACGGUGCUCAAAGAGGUGUCCUUCCACGCGCCCCCCAGCAGCACCGUGGCGUUUGUGGGGGCGACGGGCAGCGGCAAGUCCACCCUCACGCGCCUCCUGUUCAGGUUCUUUGACGUGACCUCUGGCUCCAUCACCGUGGACGGCCAGGACAUCAGGGCCGUCACCCAGGCCAGCCUCAGGGCCGCAAUAGGCAUGGUGCCCCAGGACUGCGUGCUGUUUAACGACACGAUCCGCUACAACAUCCGCUAUGGCCGGCCGGGGUCGAGCGACGCCGAGGUCGAGGCGGCCGCCAAAGCGGCCUGCAUCCACGACGCGAUAUCUCGGUUCCCCAAG